UGUAGUAUAUUGUAUUGUUACAAAGCGCCGGUAAAACAGAAUGGUUUCUGUCAAAAUGGCUGAGUAUUCGUGGAUGGUUAAAUUCUGAACGGUGAAAGAAAUCAUUUAGUUGUGCGAAUCGAUUAUUUGUAGUCCGUGUAUGACACGUGGGUCUAUUUUCCUGAGGUCAUGUUGUCGUCCGGUAAACCCAACUUAAAUAAAGAGGACGUCGAAGCUGCAAAUAAAGAUGAAAAAGAGACGCUAUUGGAGCAUGACAGCGAUUACGAUGAGGAAAUGUUAUUUACUCAGCCGAGCACAUCAAAUGGAAAGAAAAAAGUCGACAAUAAAAUGGAUAGCGUCAAGCUGCAAAUCCAGGGGGUGGCAGAUAUAAUGCGGGAUAAUGUCCAAAAAGUGAUGGAUCGUGGCGAGAAGCUGGAGGAUUUGCAGGAAGCGAGCGAUCGUCUGAAUAUGACCGGUAACGAGUUUAGGGAAGCCGCGAGGAGAGCACAACGAAAAGCGUGGCUGCAGAAUGUGAAAUCGAGGAUUAUUAUCAUCAGCAUCACUGUGACGAUCGUGCUUUUCAUUAUUAGCGCGUGUCAUUUUCAGUUUUGGACAUCAUGGUGCUUUACCUGGUUCUCAGAUAGCGAGUACGAUGUUUCAAGCCUCGAUCAUUCACUAGGUGCUUACCGAUUUCUUCAAGUCAAUGUUCUUCUUUGGUGGUGGGAAAAGCGUGAAUACACCGUCACGAAAGUUUUCUCAAAAUAUGCAGCAGCUCAUCCGAAAAAGAUUGCUUACAUAUUCGAGGAUAAAAAGUGGACAUAUGAAGAGCUGGAGCACUUCAGCAAUCGUAUCGGACGUUACUUUCGCACCAGACCGUUUUCUCACUUCGACAGUAUAGCUGUGGUUAUGGAGAAUUGUCCUGAAUACAUCGGUAUAUGGUUGGGCCUCAGCAAGGCCGGUUUCGUGGCGGCCCUCAUCAAUACCAACCUCCGUCAUGACAUGCUCCUACAUAGCAUUAAUGCUGCCGGUUGUAAAGCUAUCAUCUUCGGGUCUGAAUUCAAGGAUGCGAUUCGUGACAUUAAGAGUAAAAUACCCGACAUCGGACUUUACCAAUGGUCGGAAUCGGCGGACACACCGGUUCUAGAAGAGGCGACAGAUCUCAACACGGGAAUGAGUAGCAUUGAUUCCGGACCCCUCAUCGUCCAACUUGACUUGAGCAGUCCCCGGGACAAAUUGAUUUACAUCUAUACGUCUGGCACAACGGGAAUGCCGAAGGCUGCCGUUAUCAAUAAUUUAAGAUAUAUGUUAAUAGCAUGUGGUGUGAACUCAAUGCUUCGUAUACGUUCUAAUGAUCGAAUUUACAACUCUCUGCCUCUUUAUCACACCGCAGGUGGAAUAAUUGGAGCAGGUCAAGCGCUUUUACGAGGCGUGACCGUUGUGAUUCGUAGACGAUUCAGUGCGUCAAAGUUUUGGUCAGAUUGUAUCCAUUACGAAUGCACUGUGGCGCAAUAUAUCGGAGAAGUCUGCCGUUUCCUUCUCACGGUUCCGCCAAAUCAAAAUGACAGAAAACAUAAAAUACGCUUAAUGUUCGGGAACGGUCUGAGACCGCAAAUUUGGGAAUCUUUUGUAAAAAGAUUUGGCAUAAAACAAAUAGGCGAGUUUUAUGGAGCCACCGAAGGAAACUCAAAUCUCGUCAAUAUUAACAAUAAAACUGGUGCUGUUGGUUUUAUACCAAGAUAUGCUGGUCAUUUAUAUCCUGUUGCUUUGUUGAAAAUUGAUGAAGAGACAGGGGAAUUGUUGAGAGGAACAGAUGGACUUUGCAUAACUUGUAAACCUGGUGAGCCCGGCAUUUUCGUGGGCAAGAUUAAUCCAAAGAAAGCGAUCAACGAUUUCUCUGGCUAUGCGGAUAAAAAGGCUUCAGAGCAGAAGAUUAUACACAAUGUUUUUAAAAAAGGCGAUCGCGUCUUUAAUUCUGGUGAUAUUUUAGUCAUGGAUGAACUCGGAUAUUUUUACUUCAAAGAUAGGACCGGUGAUACAUUUAGGUGGCGAGGUGAAAAUGUUGCUACUUCGGAAGUGGAGGCUGUCAUCAGUAAAAUGAUAGGUUUCAAGGACGCAACCGUAUAUGGUGUCGAGGUAUCUGGAAACGAGGGUAAAGCGGGAAUGGUUGCUAUAUAUGAUGCAAAUAAUUCUUUAAAUAUCGAAGGGUUGGGAGAAGAAUUAAAGAAAGUUUUGCCGUCCUACGCCAGACCUCGUUUUGUUCGCAUUUUGUCAGAACUGCCAAUGACCGGAACAUUCAAACUGAAAAAGAAGAAUCUCCAACGGGAAGCCUUUGAUAUUACAAAGGUAAAAGAUCCGAUCUAUUUUCUUAACAAUGAUACCUAUGUGAAGCUGACUGAUAAAUAUUACAAUGAUAUCAUCGAAGAAAAAAUACGAUUAUAAUUGACAUGUUUUCCUGUAGAGAUACAUACUUCCUUUUUAAGGCGAAGUAGAAUUUGAAUUUCAAGAUGUAAAGAUGUAAAGGUUUAUAAACUUCUUCCCAGUGUGUUAGUCAUAUAAUAUUCGAUGAUCACCAUUUUGUGGACCAAUUAAUUGUUAUGCAUGUCACCUUUUGCAAAUACGCGUGUACAAAAACAUAUUAUUUUGAAAAUGAUGUGACAAUUUUUCGAUUACAAUAAUUAAAACUAAUACUUUAUAAUUUAUGAAUUAUUUGCAUAACAGAAUCAUAUUUAUUUGAACGCACAAUCAAUAUGUAUAUCUGAAAAAAUGGACUUAUGUAAUUAUAUAAGAUAUAUAUAUGGAUAAUAUAAUUAUUUAUGGCUAUAUAUAAUUUUAUAUAAUCUUAUGUCCAUGUUUUCUCGGAUAAACGCACAUAAUAAGAAUUUAUUGAGUUGCUAAAAAAAUAAAAGAGUAUCCUUAAAAAUUGAAAAUGCCUUGUAAAAUUAUGACGUUAUGUUUUUGAAAUUUAUAUAUAUUCUGUUAUCUUAUUCAAGCUCAGUAAGCAAAUUUAAUCGUGAUUUAUCUUGCAUUUGUAAAUUCUUGAUAUCAAAUUUGGUAUACCAAAUUUUAAAAUUUUCAUAAUUUUUGUAAAUUAUUACAUCUUAAUACAAAAGGCAUAAGAAAUUUUAAUGGAUAUCAAAGAAAAAGAAUAAGUGUUACGAGAAAAAAAAUUUAUUGAAUAAGAUUGCAUCGUGGUUUAAUUGUAGGUUCUUUAAGUUUUCGAACUUUAAUUAUUUAUUUCUUAAGAUUUAUAUGCGUUGCUGUUAAUAAGCUUAACGUUCAAACACAUAAAAAAUCUGUACAAACAUAGUAUAUAUAUAUAUAUAUAAAAUAUCGAUAUUAUAUAUAUAGUCGAUCUUAUAUUUCUUGAUCUUAUAGGUCACAAUUUGUAAACGUAUAAAUGUAUAAUAUUUUGAUAUAGCUUGCGUAUCAUUUGUAAAUCAAUAUUUAUUCCAUUAAAAUAAGAUAAAAGGUAAAUUUUAACAAAUAAAGGCUCUUAGGAAACAAAUCAUAAAAUUAAGUUAGAAAAAAGGCAAUCGGAGCCAGCGCAGUAGCUGGGGCGCAUAUAACUUUAUCGAUUUAAACAAAUUAUGUAAAUUAAAGCGAACAUUUCCUUUCUUUGAACCAUCUGCAGCACAAAUAUCAGAGUUUUACUUUGUGAAACACUACUACAUUACUAUUUGUUUUAUUUUCUUCUAAUGCGGAUUCGUUAAAGUUACUGCACUGAGCUUUGAUUGCCUUUUUUCUAACUUGAUUUUAUCAUUUCAUUAAGUUUUAAUUCUCGAUGGACAGGAAAAUUUAAAGGAGUAAUUUAAUUAAUUACAAUUUAAUGAAUGUUGCAUUAUAUCUGAAGAGACAAUGGUUUGUUUACGUAUGAUAGCAUAGAUUACAUGUUUUCUAAUUAGUCCCAAAUUUAUUUUUUAGCUAUUCGAUAUAUACUGACUGCAGGGUCUUAAUUUUGUAAAUGAUCUAUAUCUACUUAGUGAUUUUUUCAUAAUAUAAGUGGUCACAUAUGUGCGUUGUUUUUUGAAGAGAAUUUAAUAUAAAAUGUAUCAUUUACACUUUAUUAUUCUUAUACUAUUAAUAAGAUAUGACAAUAUUUUCUAGCAUCCUCUAGAAGAUAUGUACAUAUAUAUUGAGAGGUGUAUUUUACAGAAUUGUUGACUUAUAUUUUUGAAAAUGUACGAUUGUUAUAUAAAUAAAAAAUUCUAUUUCUCGAAAGAAAAGUUGCAUCGAAAGUAGCA
Formica exsecta is the source of this 4220-nucleotide messenger RNA. It is a transcript of the gene Fatp3, whose product is annotated as long-chain fatty acid transport protein 4-like. Gene Ontology annotation, cellular component: endoplasmic reticulum; membrane. The transcript is spliced from 18 exons. Gene Ontology annotation, biological process: triglyceride homeostasis; vesicle-mediated transport. Bases 169 to 2418 code for a protein of 749 amino acids. Gene Ontology annotation, molecular function: long-chain fatty acid-CoA ligase activity; long-chain fatty acid transmembrane transporter activity. Lineage: Eukaryota; Metazoa; Arthropoda; Insecta; Hymenoptera; Formicidae. The record is from RefSeq and is a predicted model, not a curated record.